CAAUACCCGUUGUUGCUGACCGACAUGGCUGUACAGACGUAUGCUAAAUUACUAUUAAGAGGAUCUCUUCAUAGCCUGCGACUUGGUUCCAGAUUAUCCCCGGCUUUCACAAGUCCCUUCUUGGCACGCAGUCACAGACUUGGACCGGAGGAUGAUGAGUUGUAUCAGCGAACCACUGUAUCCGUGAUGCAAAAAGAUCCUGGCAGCGGGGCGAUCAUUCAUAGCUACAGUCCACGAGGCUUCAACAUUGACGGGAAUCGUGUGUUUGGGCCGUGUGCCGUAUUGCCCCCAGCUAUCCUGCAAUGGAAUGUUGGUAGUUAUGAGGACAUCACAGUAGAGAGCCUUGCUCUGUUUUACAUGGUAGAGCCUCGUAUCGAGGUCCUGGUUCUGGGCACAGGUGGACGGGUGGAGAGGAUCGACCCCAAUGUUCUUUCUUUUCUCAAAAAGAAGGGUAUCGCAGUGGAAGUACAGGAUACGCCCAAUGCAUGUGCAACUUUUAACUUCUUGUCCAGCGAGCGGCGAAUAGCUGCAGCUGCUUUAAUACCUCCCCCACUCAUCUCAAAUGUGGAGUAGUGCCAUUCUGCAGAAAAGAAUGGAUGAUGCCGAAAUAUGACUGUCCCAGACUGGACUGGCUGUAAAAGAAAGAGGACAAACUUUUUUCUUUUCUGCCUGUUAAAUGAGAGGCUGUGCUCUCCCUCCUGCAGACAGACGAGAACUGUUAACAGAGUUUUGGUCAGACAUGUGGUUCAUCUGCUGUGUUAAGAAGAAUUGAUCUUAAACCCGUCCUUCUCUCUGUAUGUGAAUGUAAAAUGUAUGUCUGUCAGUGAAGGAGAGAUCCAGGGUGAAUGGAAAAGAUGGAACACUCUUGGAUUGUGUGUGUGGGGGUGGUAAAGGAAUAAAGCGUGUGUAUAAAAGCGAAUUCGUAUUUAUUUGAACUGACA
Chanos chanos (milkfish) is the source of this 941-nucleotide messenger RNA. RefSeq names its product NADH:ubiquinone oxidoreductase complex assembly factor (gene ndufaf3). Gene Ontology annotation, cellular component: mitochondrial inner membrane. The coding region runs from base 25 to 573 and encodes 182 amino acids. Gene Ontology annotation, biological process: mitochondrial respiratory chain complex I assembly. The record is from RefSeq and is a predicted model, not a curated record. The transcript has 5 exons. Lineage: Eukaryota; Metazoa; Chordata; Actinopteri; Gonorynchiformes; Chanidae.